This is a messenger RNA of Balearica regulorum gibbericeps (East African grey crowned-crane), 1044 nucleotides long. NCBI's taxonomy places the organism in Eukaryota, Metazoa, Chordata, Aves, Gruiformes, Gruidae. The record is from RefSeq and is a predicted model, not a curated record.
AUGUACAGCGAUCAGAAAAUACCACCAGACACAGAAUUUACACUCUUACUUUCAGAUUCACUGCACAUAGCAAUUUUGGCUUCCAUACUUUCUCUUAUCAUUUACUGGCUCAUCAGAGACAGUCAGAGAGUGAGAAACCUGAGUGGAAAGCAUGUCUUCAUAACAGGCUGUGACAACAGACUUGGAAACUCACUGGCUAAAUGGCUUGACAAAAGGGGAUUUUGUGUCAUUGCUGCAUGUGCCACAGAAAAAGGAGGCCAAGAGCUACGGUCCUGCUCCUCACUCUCGCUGAAGACAGUGAACCUGAACUUAGCUGACUCCAACAGCAUUGCCAGGGCUGUGGUGUUUGUGACCAAAGAGACGACUGGCAAGGGGCUUUUUGGCUUGGUGAGCAAUGCUGAAGGAACAGCACCUGUAGCACCCACUGACUGGCUGAGGAUUGAAGACUUCCACUCAGUGCUGGAUGUUAAUCUGCUGGGAUUGAUUGAAAUCACGCUCAAGCUUCUGCCACUUCUGAAAAAAGCUGAGGGAAGAGUAGUCAAUAUCGUUAAUGCCAAAGGCCUCAUGGCUUUUGUAGGAGGUGGCUACAGCCUGUCCAAAUGGGGCAUGGAAGCUUUCUCUUGACACCUUACGGUGAAGAUGCAGCAUUUUGGAGUUAAAGUAAGCAUUGUUGAGCACGCUUUCUUUAAGGCAGGAGUUGUUAAUUCAGAUGUCGAGAAAUACCUCUUAAGACUUUGGAACAGACUAAUUCCUGAGAUCAGGGACUCUUAUGGAGAAAAAUACUUUGUUGAAUAUAUAAAAGCUCAAAGAUCAUCAGUGAAAAGACUGUGUGACUCUGAUAUUUCUAAGGUCAUAAAAUGCAUGGAACAUGCCCUGAUAGCAAAGUACCCCAGGACACGAUACGCAGCUGGAUGGGAUGCAAAGUUCUUUUGGCUGUUUCUCUCCUAUGCCCCAAGCUAUUUAUCUGACAUGGUGCUGUGUAUGACGUUUCCAGCUCCAGCAGCUAGUGGGAGAUCAGUUCCUGGAGUUCUAAUUAACAUUUAG